CGGAGGGAGCGGGAGCCGGCGGCGGCGGCGAGGAGGUACCCUGCUCUCACAAGAGGACAGCCUGGGACUAGACUUCAGAAAGCAGGAACGUGAACAUGUACUUUCUGAAAUCAGUGGCAAUUCCUAGAGUGGCUACAAUAGUGUGAGGAGUCUCUGUCUAAAUGGGUCCAGUCAUGCCUCCCAGUAAGAAGCCAGAGGGCUCAGGAAUUAGUGUUCCCAGCGGACUGAGCCAGCGUUACCAAGAUAGUGAUUUAUCAAAGGCACUUCACGAUGAUGAGGACCUAGAUUUCUCUUUGCCUGCCAUCAGAUUAGAUAAAGGGGCCAUGGAAGAUGAAGAACUAACUAAUUUGAACUGGUUACAUGAAAGCAAGAACUUGCUGAAAAGUUUUGGGGACUCGGUCUUAAGAAGUGUUAGCCCAGUUCAGGACAUCGGUGAUGACACGCCGCCGUCUCCUGCUCACUCUGACAUGCCCUAUGAUGCCAAGCAGAACCCCAACUGCAAACCUCCUUAUUCCUUUAGCUGCCUCAUAUUUAUGGCCAUUGAGGACUCGCCAACCAAAAGACUGCCUGUAAAGGAUAUAUACAACUGGAUCUUGGAACACUUUCCCUAUUUUGCAAAUGCACCCACUGGAUGGAAAAAUUCUGUGAGACAUAAUCUAUCCUUGAAUAAGUGUUUUAAGAAAGUGGACAAAGACAGAAGUCAGAGUAUUGGAAAGGGGUCCUUGUGGUGUAUAGACCCAGAAUAUAGACAAAAUCUUAUUCAGGCUUUGAAAAAGACACCCUAUCACCCAUAUUCGCAUGUGUUCAAUACACCUCCCACAUCUCCUCAGGCAUAUCAAAGCACAUCAGGUCCACCCAUUUGGCCAGGAAGCACCUUUUUCAAGAGAAAUGGAGCCCUUCUACAAGAUCCUGACAUUGAUGCUGCCACUGCCAUGAUGCUUUUGAAUACUCCCCCUGAGAUACAAGCAGGUUUUCCUCCGGGAGUGAUACAAAAUGGAGCUCGAGUUCUGAGUAGAGGAAUAUUCCCUGGAGCCAGGCCAUUACCAAUCAACCCUAUAGGAAGCAUGGCUGUUGCAGUAAGAACUGGUUGGAAAUCUUUCAAAAUGAAUGGAAUAACAAACUGCCGGAUGCGGACAGAAAGCGAACAGUCGUGUGGCUCUCCAGUUGUUAGCGGUGACCCAAAGGAGGAUCACAACUACAGCAGUGCCAAAUCUUCCAACCACAGGAGCACAUCACCUGCUAGUGACUCCAUUUCCUCUUCCUCUGCUGAUGACCAGUACGAAUUUGCAACUAAAGGUAGCCAAGACAGCAGUGAAGGAAGUGAAGUUAGCUUCCAGAGCCAUGAGAGCCAUAGUGAAACGGAAGAGGAGGACAAAAAGCAAAAUCGGAAGGAGACCAAGGAUUCUUUAGCUGACAGUGGGUAUGCAUCCCAGCACAAGAAAAGGCAACAUUUAAUGAAGGCGAGAAAAGUACCAAGUGACACACUGCCUCUUAAAAAGAGACGUACAGAAAAGCCCCCUGAGAGUGACGAUGAGGAGAUGAAAGAAGCAGCAGGAUCUCUCCUGCAUUUAGCGGGAAUUCGGUCCUGUUUGAACAACAUCACCAAUCGGACGGCAAAGGGGCAGAAAGAGCAAAAGGAAACCACAAAAAAUUAGAACAAAUCAAUGAUUUGUUUGAACUUACAAAGUUUUGUUUCAGCACGUCAGGUGAAUUCUAAUGAUUUGUGGCAAUAUCAGCAAUUUUUUCUUUUUCUUUUUGUUUUUCUUUUCUAUUUGUUUUUAUUUCUUUUUUUUCUUUUUGGACCCUUGAGAUUUUUAUUUUUAAAGGAGAUUGAAGCCAUAGAACUCAUACUGACACUCAGCUAAUUUACAAAAGCUUUUCAUUACCUGAAGACAAAACGUUAACAAAAAAAAAAAAAAAAAAAAAAAAAAAAAAGCCAAAAUCGCCAUUGCUUUCUCCGGCUUGUCAAAAAUGCAUGGUUGAAUACGCAGUGACAUCAACAUUAAUGUGAUGGGAGUAAGAUUGGGCACUUGGAAAUCCCUCUUAUACUAGAAGAGAUGUGCAUAAUUUAGUAAUCGUUCAGGCCUGGCCCUUAAGUUUUUUUUUAAUGGCCUUAGAUUGGGUUAUAAGUGAAUGUGAAUAAAGAGAUUUGGGGAAAGAGGAGGCACGUACUUCUCAGCACCAAACCAAGAACCAUCUAGUGGCACUUGGAUACACUGUGCCAUACAAGUCUUUGGACAGCCACUGGUGGCAGCUGCGCAUACAGCAAUGCACUUUUAGUGCUUCGUGUACUAUAGGUGGCUCAUAAUGUGAAGACUGAUAAUACUAAGUUUUGGGAAAUUUGAACUGUGUAUGCAAAGGGUUUCAGUGACAUAAUGAGAAGAAAUGGGGGAAGGGGUCACUGUUAGUAGCAUCGUUAAUCACUGAAUUCUGUCUUCUAUAUUAAAUUAAAAGAAUGUUCAAAAAGCCAUAAGCCUGAAGAUUGGCACUGCGUGCAAAAAAUAAUAAUAAUAUGGAAAAACAAGCUAUGUCUUCUAAACUGCCUGAGUGAAAAGCAAUCAAGUCUAAGAAAUUACAGUAAAUACUAAGGAAGCAAAUAAAUCAGAAUCUUUUUCUGUGGAUCAAAAACAUUUGAUCUAAUUGGAAAAAAAAUGCUAUAAAACCUGCCAUUAGUAUUAUGCUGUAUUAAAAAAAAUAAAAAGAAACAGUAAAACUAAGAAGUAAACAAAAGAGCUCCUACACUGCCCUCAGAAAUGAGUGUGCAGUUAAUGUCAGUCAGGAUUCAUCUGUGCAAAAAUAACAACAGAUUUCCAGAUUCAACCAGCGUAGCCAGCAGAAUAAAUUUGAUCCACAUUGCAUGGAUUCCUUUUUGGAGGGGGGGAAUACAAAAAGCAAACUUUUUUUUUUUUAAUUGAAAGAUGACAAAGUUCUUGUAAGGUAAAUAAUGUAUUUAGCAUGAAGCAUGAAUUAUUUUCAUAUAAAUAUAGAAAAUAGAGAAAAAGGCUAUGCCUCUAAUUUUUAAGCCCUUAGGCUUAGAGUUUGUUUUUUUGUGUUUUUUUUUUUGUUUUGUUUUUUUUUGUUUUGUUUGUUUUGGUUUUGGUUCUUUUUUGUUGUUGGGGUUUUUUUGAAGCAGGUGUUUAAGGUUUAACCUUCUUCAGGGACAAACACUGACUGUUGGGGAACUUACUCUGCAAUAUUAAAAAAUAAAAUCUUCAUGCUCUGGUAGGGCUUGGAUGGUUGAAUUAUACUGCCUUGUCUGCACAUUCAGCCCCCCUCUCCCUACUUCUGUUUAAAAAAAAAAAAAAAAAGUGUGUCCUUUCUUCGUCUGUACAUGUGUAACAUGACGCAAUAAUCUGAGGGCAAAUUCAGUAGUGAGUGUGUAUGACAGAAUCAAGAGAAUAAUGGGAGGUUAAUUGAGGAAAACUCUCUGAUUUGAUUGAGUAAUAAGUAGAUGAAAAAAUAGCUUUGCUAAUUUGCCAUGAGAAAAUGAGGUUAGUAAAGAGCCUUACUGAGAUGACCAGAGAUAUACCAGUGUUACAGAGAGUGUGAUUCAGGUAUAGUGCUACUCUGCUGAUAACGAUGACUCUUAGAUUGGAGAACCCUACAGCAGAGGGAAGCUGUGAAAUAAGUAAUGCAGUCUCUCUCACCUGGAUUCAUGAAUUUGGCAUGAAAAGUUGUACACUUUAGAAUAUGCUAGAGGCAAGAAGAAAAUUGUAGGGGCUGAAAACCUCUAUCACUUAGCAGAAUAAAAUGAUCUGUUUCUUUGAAAGAAUUUCCCUAACAUAACUGUUUCAGUCAGCAGUUACACUAAGAUGGAACUAGGUUAUGAAGAGUGAGUUAGAGAAGGGUUUGACUUUCCAUUCAGUGGACUGAGAUAAAAAUUGCAUCUGGAGAUAUGUUUUGUAUGUUCAGUUAGGAAGUAGAAAGACUGAAAGAUAGGUCAGUCUGGACCUGCCAGUACUCCCGUUCUCCACAAACAUUUUCCUAUGUGGAAAACAGGACCACACUGGAGGCAGCAAACCUAAAUUGUGCCUCUCCUCCCAUCUCACCCAGCAUGUCCUGGGAUCCAAGUGCUGCCUUGUCAGGAACUGUCUGACAACCGCUGGAGUUCAGACAACUGCUAGCUAGGCAGAUGUGGCAGGAGAGUGCCAAGGAUGGUGCAAGGAACGGCUUUGCCCUCCUCUCAGCUCGCUGGUCCUGAGGCCAAUGUGUGCAGGCUUUAUUCCCUGCAUAAGUUACCAUGGGAGUACAUAGAUGUUAAAUUUUGUUGGCUGCCAGCAACGCUAAAGAGAAAGCUGGGGAGAACAGAAAGGAGCAGUCCUUUGGCCAGGUAGCACAGACGUGCGUGAGCCAUAUCUUUUCCUCUGGAGAAAGUCCUUGUGUGACUGCGCAGGGGUAAUCGGCUUGUUGCCAGAUCCACUGACUCUACAGCCGGAGCCCGCAGGCAGAGGACCGCUCAGCCCCUGCACAGGAAAACUCGGUCCUUCAUGUUUUUGUGGGCUUCAGGGAGAGUCAUUCGAAACAUAAAAUACCCCAGCAUCAGAUUGCCACCAGCUUGUCAUUAAUGCGUAAGUUGUUCCACCUGGAAAGUGUUUUAAUAUUUAUGAAAAAGCAACAUUUAAAAGUCAAAUUUAGUGACAGGAAAUACACUCAAAAUGGGGCUCAUCCCUCUCUUCCCUCCAGAGAAAAGGAUGUGGUUGUGUGCCAGUGGCCAAAUUCUGUCCACAGUCACAGCACUAAUUCCAGAGCAACUUUACGGAUUGCAGUAUGUCAGUGCAAAGGAGGUCAAUAUCUGCUGCAUAACAAGUACCAUUCAUUAAUGUGGACUCUUGGUGGCUAAGUGUAUAAUUACCACUAGUAUUAUUCACCUUAGAAAACAGUCAUUUUGCAUAAAUAUCUAAUUAGGCAUCUUAUUUUAAAAUGAUAUAUAUAUACAUAUAUACACACACGCGUAUAUAAAAAUCUACGACUUCAACACCUCCUUUAUUCCUAAUAAAAUGUUGAUGAGCAUUUUUUUUUUAAUGUACAAUUUCUUGUUCCUUGCCUGGUCUUCAACAGGGGCUUGUAAAGAUACGUUCAGGAACCAGCAGUUUGACUGAGUGCUAAUGCCAUCUAUAGAUGAUUUCUGGAGUUUAAAAACAGCUUCUCCUUAUUGACCCUUACUCUAACUGUUAAUGAAAAGUUGAUGAUUUCAGAUCUGGAUUUGUGUAAAACAUUUAUGAGUCCCCUUUGAAAAUGUUUUUGUGCCUGGCUGACAAUGGCAGCUUGGUCAGAAUUGGUCUUACUCCAUCCGAAAAGUUCUUGUUUUUCAUAAGAACUGAGACUGAUUUGUUUUCCAAAAAUACAAUGUCAGUGUUUCAAUCCAAUUGUCUUUACUUUCCCUGAAUAAUGCCAAAUCUGAGUGGUAAUGGGACUAUAUUAUGAACUCUUUCACUCCUUAGACAUCGAGUGGUUUGUAUUUCCUUGUUUGCAUUCCUUACUAAGCCAUUUUAGGGUGCGAAGUCCUAAAAUCUCUAGCUUCCAGUUUUCCUCACUCUAUCAGUAUUGCCAAAUUGAUGUUUCUCCAAACAGAUAGAGGUGAGGGGAAAUCCAGUAGGUCAGCAAACAUUUAAUGGCAAGUUUCAUACAACUAUGAGUUCUAAGGAUCACUCAUAUUUCACCAAGAGUUCCUUUGGAAUGUGCCUUUUGCAGGAAGAAGCUCCUGCAGGCCAGAGCUCGUGCCACAAACAGAUCUAUUGAAGGCUGCAGGAAGAAGGAGUCUCCGGGACAUGUCUGUUCUGCAAGCAAUUGGGUGUUCCACCAAAAAAAUCAUUUUGAUGCAGACUUUGACAUCAUUUGAAAAUGCCAAGCACAGGUCUUGAGCAGCUCUACUAUAACAUCACAUGGCUGUUCUUGAUAUCAGUUUGAUUCUGAUCUUCUCCUGGCAAAACCAGCAGUAAAUCUAUUGAUACUACCAGAGUUUUAUGGAUGAAAAGCCUGAUAAUGAGACAAGCCAUUCAGGACUGUAGAACUAUCCUGUGACUAUAUUCUCUCUUCACGCUAGUAAUUCAGUUGGUGUCCGUAGAGUGACUCGUGUCCUGCCCUGUGGGGUUUGGCUCCCAGUGUUCCACUGAAUUACUGUCUGCAUUUGGAAAAGAUGCAAAGAAACUCCGUAGGCUGCAUUCUUCACUGGAGUUAGGUAGAGUUACAUCAGCAUACCUCAGCAGAGAAUGGAAUUGUAAACUACAUCAAAUGGCACCAUGCAUAAAAUUACCAAAACAAAACUUUGUCCCAUUUUCUCAGUAGCCACAGUUGAUUUUCACUGAGGUUUUGACUCCUAAAUCACUGAGGCCCUGAUUCUUCUUAAAGUAUUUCUUUGUCUAAAGAUGUAGAUAGGUGCAUUCUGAGAUUUUCUAGAAUCUUGAGGUGUCUAAUCUCCCUUGCAGUCAGUGGAGCAAUAGACACCCACGUGCUCUUGAAAAUCCAUACCUUUUUUUUUUUUUUUUUUUUUAAUAUCAUUUUUCCUUUAAUCUGGCCCUAGGCAUUUUUUAAAACAUUACCUUUACAUGCUCCAGGAUCAGAAUAAAACUAGAGAGAGAAUGCAUUUGCAAUUUCAGAUUAAAUGCAAUUUACUUUACUUUAUGGAGAAUGCAAAUCAAGUUCCUUCAGGUAUGUCCUAAUUGCCUGAAGAGCUCAUUGGCAUAUUUUCUAAGAAGCAUUUUAAAACAUUUCCUUGACUUUGCCACCAAAAGAGCAUUUGAACCAUACAUCCUCUUGAUUGUAACGGAAUAUCAGUGUUGACCGUAUGACCAGUUAAGUUUUAGUAGUGUUCUUCACAGCCCUCCAGUAAUAUAUCAAACACUGUUAUGCACAUAAUGCAGCACUGUGAUCUAAUUUAAAUAAUACUUUUUUAUUAUUUAUACUACUCUAUGUAAUAUACAUCAACACUUUGCUAUAUAACCUAAGUGAUAACCCUCUUCUUAGUUAUCUGCCAAACUUUGAAUUUCUGUUUGGUUUAUAUUGCAGUUAGCACAGUUACCAAGUUGUAAUGAUGUCUCUUUUCCUUUGAAAUGGAAUGUGUAAGUCAAACUAUACAUUUUGUGCGUUUCUGUUUUAAGCUGGAAUUUAUAAGGAUUUACACACAACAUUCGGUGUUCUGUAUAAAUCUGCAUACAUUUGUGAAUUCAUCUGUUAAUCCUCUUUUAUUUAGAAAGUAUUAACUGAUGGUGGUUUAUUAGGGUUUUUUAUUUUUCCAUUUUUAUUUUUAGUACUGGUUAUUCUUGAAUUAAGCAGAGACUUGUCAGCUGGGUUGCUUUAUCAUUGAUCAUGUACAUGACCUUAUAAUUCUUCCACAGUUCAGCAAACAAGUACUAGCUUCACUGACCAAAAAAAAAAGUCUCAACCUAAUGUGUCUAUGGUGCUGUAUUUUGCUGGUGUACAUUUAAAACCAGAAAUAAUUUAAAGGUCACUUCUGAGUUGUUCUAAUACGUAGCCUUUCCUGGUUUGGGGAGUUUGGGUUUUGUUUUUGUUUUAGCAUUGAAACAAGGAAUAUUUAUCUGAAGCUAUGUAAUGAUUUUUCUACUGUAUCGUGUUUCUUUUUUUGCAAAGAGGAUGAAAUCCACCUGAUCUAACAUCCUUUCAAAAUCAGUAGAAGCUUUUUUUGUUUCUUUUUUAUUCUUCAGCUAAUUCUGUUGGGCUUUGGAUCAGCAGUUACGAGAGCUCACCAUCUGAGGGUUUAAGCGAUAAAUGACAACUUGCACUAGCCCUCCGUGCUAGGAAGAAUUUUACUGGAUGUUUAAAUUCCACGUUGAAUUCCAAGAAGGUUGAUAAUCUAGAAAUUGGAGGUUUUUCUUUCUUUUACUGUGGCCUAAAAUCCCAAGACUUUUCUUUUUUUGUUCAAACGACAUUGAACUUCAGUACGUUUUUAAGUUAAGAGCAUUGUACAUUUCUUGAGUAUGUGUGUGAGACAACAGUUGAAAAUAAUACGUGUAUUUGAUAACCAGUUCCAUGCCUGCAUCAUUCACACUCACUACUUAAAACUGCCAUGAUGUAAAAUGUUGGGGGGAAUGAUUUGUGUGUGUAUGAAAAGCAUUAUGAACUUGUACAUUUUUUUUUAUACUCUGAUCUGUAAUUUCUGAAAUAUUUUGUUUUACAGAAAAAAAGUGAUAAAGCAAUCAAAAGACCAAGAGAUUUAAUAUCAGUGCUUAAGGGUCACAUGACCUUAACUGGCCAAUAAGUUUAUUUAGUACAGUGAUAAGCCAAUUUUUUUUUCUGUACUUGGCGUCUGAAACUGCCAACUUCAUCAAUAUUAAAAUAAGAACUGUGAUGGGGAAUGAACAGUGAUGUUAAGUUGUAUUUGUGUUUACCUAAAUGAGCAGUCCGAAGGCAAGUGCAAUCAGCUGAUCUUUAGGAAAUAUGAAAAUGUUGAUUUAGAGGCAUACUUGCAUUUUACAUUUUCUUGAUGUGUAAUCAUAUUGCCAAAGACAAACUAUUUCAUCAAUUAUUAUUGUAAAUAACACUUUCCCAAAACCUACCAUAAAGUUUCUGUGAUGUAUUGUCUUCCAGUUGCAAUAAAAAUUACUGAGUUGCAUCAAUUGAACAA
Rhea pennata is the source of this 8581-nucleotide messenger RNA. RefSeq names its product forkhead box N3 (gene FOXN3). The transcript has 9 exons. Lineage: Eukaryota; Metazoa; Chordata; Aves; Rheiformes; Rheidae. The record is from RefSeq and is a predicted model, not a curated record. Gene Ontology annotation, molecular function: DNA-binding transcription factor activity; cis-regulatory region sequence-specific DNA binding. Gene Ontology annotation, cellular component: nucleus. Bases 162 to 1655 code for a protein of 497 amino acids. Gene Ontology annotation, biological process: regulation of DNA-templated transcription.